AUGAAAUGCUUGUUGGUUGUUAAUCGAAUGAACGAUGUUCGAUUUCUUGAUUUUGAUGACGACUUUGCCCGUUUUGUAAACGAACAGGCGAUCGAAAUUGGUUUACUGCAGCCUGAAGAUCAUGGGUUGGAUGCUUACUAUGUUGAUCCAAAUGUUAUCAUGCAGAUAUUUUCACCACUGGUAUUAUCACAAUGGUUUCUUAUAGAACAAACCAAAAAUCCAUGUUCCUCUGUAACUUGUGAUAAUGGAUUUAUAUUUGUAUUCAAACAGAUGGAUGAUCUAUUGUUGGUGGCUAUUAAUGGAGAUGGAUCAGAAACUGAAGAAUUAUUAAUGAAGAAAAUUCAAAUGUUUUUAAGAUUAAUUGGUUUUUUAUUUGGCCCAGCAACAGAUGAAAUUGGCAGAUAUGAAGAUAAAAAAGAAAGAUGGAAUUUUUUAAGAAGAUUGUUAGAAACUUGGAUGAAAUUGUGUUGUGAUGAACAGUCAUUUCUUGUGGAGGCUGUAGAAAGACUGCAUGUUAAUCAGGCUUUAAGUGAGAAAUGUAUAGAAUUAUUAGAGGAAGGAGUAGAGAAAAUACAAAAUAUACCAACUCAUCAUGCUUUAUUACUAGUCAACAAUAAGUUACUAGCUUUGUAUUCCAAUCGUGGUGCUAAUGAACUGCAGCCAGCAGAUAUCUUAUCUAUUAUAUUAUUAGCUAAAGAUGUCUUCCCGUCUAAAGAGAGAUUAGAAGAUCUAUUUUCAAGGUCCUACUCUAUGACUCAGGCAGCCGGUCGCACUAGUCAUCAGUGUUUACCCUCUACAGCUAGAAUGCCUACUGAUAUUGGUGAUGAUAGUGAACCUGAAGAUGAUCAGUAUCACAGUGCUCAAACGACACCUAGAUCAACACCUACAACUAGUGAAAGUUCAAGGUCAUAUGAUAAAGAUGGUGGCCAGGACGUAUUAGAUGGAAAAGAUGGUAAUGAAGAAACUUCAGCAGAUAGCAGACCUAAGUCAGUCUCACCAAAUGACCAAAAACGCUCACCCUAUCCUCAAGUGUCUACAACCCAUGGUGGACAUGAGUCUGAUGUAUUUUUCACACCAAAAGAUGAUGUUAGAUUAGACAGUCUAUAUAGAUAUAUUCAGAAUAGUGACACUCCAUCUCAGAGCAAAAGGACAUCACCAGAAUUUUUCAAUGAUUAUCGCCGACCAAGAAGUAAUACUGCAGCUUCAUAUGAUGAGAGUAUAAAAAAUACCAGACCACUUCGAUCAGAUCAUGUGCCAGAAUAUUGGCGUCAGAUGAUAUUUCUACAUACAAGACAAUGUGAAUAUUCACCUCAUCAAUUACACUGCACACAAAUAUUACCUGGUAUAGUCCUCAUUCUAGUGACAGAGGGUAUCCGUGGUGCUGUUGCUGGAACUCUGUGUCAGAUUUUUGCUAUUUUAAAAGAUUUAUUAGCUGGCAAAAGAGAUAAAUUAAAUAGAGGUCAAGGUCAAAAUUUAUAUGAUGUUGUAAAUUCCUUAUUAGCCAAAGUUCAAGGUCAUUUGAAAAAAGUCAGAGGUAGAAGUCAGCGUAUUGUGUCAGAAAUUAAAAAUCGUUGGGAGAGUGAUGAUUUAAAACAGGGAUUGUUUAAGUAUUUAGAAUCAGAUGCUGGUGUUGAGGCAGAUCCAUUAAUAGAAACAACUCUUUCUGAUUUAUUUCGUAAAUUAAAGGAAUUGUUUUCACUAUUAUAUCUAUCACCUAAAGGAGUCAAUGAGUCUAUAAAGGAAACAAUACUGAGCUUACAGAAGAAAAUAAAAGUAGAACUAGCUGAUUAUAGAGAUUUUUUAACUGUCAAAGCUCAACGUCGUUUGAUGCAGGAAUCUUUACAUAAUGGAUCUGUCAGUGUAAUUGAAGCUGUUCAAAAUAGAAUAAAAGGAAAUCGUCAAUCUCAUCAACUAACAGCACCAUCAUUAAAUAUAACUAAUGAUAUACUUGAUGAUCCUAAAGAAUAUAUUAAAGAAAAGAUAUGGUCAAAAUACCAAUAUGCCAUGUUAAGAUUAAGUGAAGGGUAUGUGACAUCAAUGGUUCAAGAUGGAGAUUUUUAUUUUUCCUAUUUUCUGUGGUUUGAAGACAAUAGAGGUUCACCAUUACAAAUAUCUGAACCAUUUAAAACAGUACAAGAUUUACCCCCACCUGGUUUAUUAACUGGUCCAUUUUAUAAAUUACUAGUCAAACAGUGUUUUCCAAACUAUGUCACAGGAUCAGUGCGAUGUUAUGAGUUAUUUAUGAUGCAUAUAGGAUUAGUUAAACCACAGUAUAUAGCUCUACAUUGUCAACAACUAGCUCGUAAAUUGUGGGAUAUGUCAGGAGAAGUCAUGUCACAUUUCAUAACCGAUCUCGCCAAAUCCUUCGAUCACCGUGAGAUUAGAGCCAUAUCUGUUGUUAGUGUAGUGAUAAGUGUAAACAAACUAAGUAAUACCAAAAGAGUGACUUUAUAA
This is a messenger RNA of Lottia gigantea (owl limpet), 2454 nucleotides long. RefSeq lists its product as hypothetical. NCBI's taxonomy places the organism in Eukaryota, Metazoa, Mollusca, Gastropoda, Lottiidae. Bases 1 to 2454 code for a protein of 817 amino acids. The transcript has 18 exons. The record is from RefSeq and is a predicted model, not a curated record. Gene Ontology annotation, biological process: vesicle-mediated transport. Gene Ontology annotation, molecular function: guanyl-nucleotide exchange factor activity. Gene Ontology annotation, cellular component: BLOC-3 complex.